Molecule: messenger RNA, 3360 nt
Organism: Ostrea edulis (European flat oyster)
Lineage: Eukaryota; Metazoa; Mollusca; Bivalvia; Ostreida; Ostreidae
Product: CWF19-like protein 2
Exons: 18
Coding region: 100-2919 (939 amino acids)
Biological process (GO): mRNA splicing, via spliceosome
Cellular component (GO): post-mRNA release spliceosomal complex
Source: RefSeq, a predicted model, not a curated record
GGGGCGGCCCUUUACUACGCAGGAGGAACACGUCUUUUCAUUCGAAUACUUCUAGGAGCGAGUUAACAUUUUUUAGGUAAACAACCCAUUCAUGAAAACAUGAGCUCCGGGAUUGCUUUUCAGAGCUCGAGAGAUAUAAAUAAAAGACGAGAAGAAACAAAAAUUGCUAGAGAAAAUGUUUUGAAUCAGGCAAAAAAAAUCUACGAAAAGGAAGAAUGGAAGAGAGAGCAGGCCAAGGCUCGUGGGGAGGACACGUGGAUGCUGCCGUCGCUGGAGAAACGAAUUGAACAAGAUAAAGAGCAUUAUGAAAAGUCGAAAAAACACAAGAAAGAAAAGAAAAAGAAGAAAAGUAAAAAGAAGAAGAAAAAGUAUAAAAAGGAGGACUCCUCAUCAUCUAGUGAGGAUGAAUCAGAUGAGGAAGCAAUGUGGGUGGAAAAAGCAGCAUCUGCAGUCAACAAAGGUGUGGAUCAGAGAUCUGAAGGAGUGGAUCAGAGGCCUGUCAUCAAGGGGCCCCAAUUACAGCGAGACAGUUGGAUGGAGGCUCCGCUGGAUUUGCUUCCCACCAUAACAAGGAAAGAGAUCAGAGACGCAAAGAAAGCGGAAAAUCCAGAGGAGGAGAAAAGGAUGAGUAUCGACAAGAUGGGGCAACAUGAGAGGGAACUGAAUCCUUACUGGAAAGAUGGAGGGACUGGUUUACCAGAAGAGAAAGUGGCUCCAAAAAAAGCUUGUGCUCCAUUACCUGUGGGGGAUGGGGGCUACUCCUGGAUGAAAAAAGCCUACAAUAGGUGUGUGGAGCAGGCCAAGGAAGAAAACAGAACUCUGGAGGAUGUAGCAACUGAAAAAUAUGGAUCUCUGGAAAAACUGGACUCAAUGUUGAAAUCAGCAGAGAAAGCGUAUCAGGAGGUCAUGAAGGGCAAACAGCAGGGUGGACACCAGAGGGAUGGGGACAGUAGAAGGCAGAGGUUCAUGAAACCUGGAGAAAGUGACGGCAGCAGAAGGGCGGGAUUCAUGAAGCCUGGAGAAAGUGAUGGCGGCAGAAGGGGGGGAUUCAUGAAGCCAUCUGACAACAAUGACACUGCUUAUCAGAAAUACAAACACUCUGCAACUAGUGAUAACAAUUACAAGUCAAAAGGAUGGAGGAGGGAAAGGUCAAGGUCAAAUGAGAGGUCAAGAUCUAGGGACAGAAGGUCAAGGUCAAGAGAAGGGAGAUCAAGAGACAGAAGACGGUCAAGGUCAAGAGAGGAAAGAUCAAGGUCAAGAGAAAGGAGGAAAUCAAGAGAGAGGAAAAGGUCAAGGUCACAUUCAAGAGAGAGAAAAGGGUCAAGGUCACAUUCAAGGGAUCGAAGUUCAAAGUCAAAGCGGGAUAGAGGUGACAGAUCUCCAUUGAGAGAUUGUGAAGGUGAUGAGAAGGAGGGUUCAUCCAACAGACUAGCAAUGCGUUUUAUGAAACCAGAAGACAAUACUUAUAAACCUGAACAUAAAGGAAGUAUGAAAUCUUCACCAGCAUGGAAGAAAAAGGAUUUCCAUAAACAAAAGGACCUCAAAGAGGUGGAAAAUAGCAGUAUCAGGUCACCAAAAGAAUUAACAAGGAAGAGGCCACCCAGUUCUUCAUCUUCAUCAGAAUCAAGUUCUGGAGAGGAAAGUGGUUCUGAGAAAUCUGACCAACCAGGGCAGAGUAAAAGAGAAACGAAAGAGGAUAGUGAGGAGGAAGUGGUCCUGCUCUCCGAGAAGGAAAUGAAUCAGUUAGGGGCCAAAAUUGUCCGAGCAGAAAUCAUGGGGAACGCUGCACUUGCAGCCAAAUUGAAAGAGCAGCUGGAGAAAGCUCGAGAGAACAAAGAAAAAUACAAAGAUGCCGUACCCCCCAGUGGAGAGGAAGUUGAGGGUGGAGGACAAGUGGUAGUGCUGGCCAGGACUGGUGCCUCGGGGAUAUCGAGACCAGUGGCGGAAAGAGAGCACGAACCCCAGAAAGGAAAACGGAGGAGGAAGAAGGAAAAGGUCCUCACACAUGGAAAAUCAGGGGAGAGAGAGAGAUAUUUUGCAGAUGACGAUAGAUUUGAUAUCAAACAGAUGGUUGAAAGAGAGAAGAUGGGAACAGCAGAAGAUCAGAAUUCAAUGUUUUCUAGACUGGCAGGCAAAAGUUUGGAGAAGACAGAUGAGGAGUAUGACUUGGAUGACAUGUUUGUGAGCAGAGCAAAUAUGAAAGAAUCCGGUGCCAAACUGGAAGAAAGAGAGCGAGCUCUGGCCAUUAGAGAGCACAAGAACAUUUCUGACUGCCAGAUGUGUUUUGACAAAACUCCCAAACAUCUCAUAGUCUGUAUUGGAAAUAAGGUUUACCUGUGUCUUCCCAACAGUAAGUCCCUGUGUGAGGGCCAUUGCCUGAUAGUUCCUAUACAUCACACUGUGUCAGGAACGGUGGUAGACGAGGAUGUCUGGAAUGAAAUCCAGGUGUUCAGGAAAGCACUGACACAAAUGUUUGAGUCCAUGGAGCAGGAUGUGGUGUUUAUGGAGACCAGUAUGGGGCUACGAUAUCAUCCUCACAUGUACAUAGAGUGCAUUCCCGUUGAGAAAGAGACGGGUGACCUUGCUCCAAUAUACUUCAAGAAAGCGAUACAGGAAUCUGAGUCGGAAUGGUCAGACAAUAAAAAGUUGGUCGACCUCAGCAAAAAAGAUGUUCGAAGAUCUAUCCCCAAAGGGUUUCCAUACUUUGCUGUUGACUUUGGAAUGCAGGGAGGAUUCGCUCACGUGAUUGAGGAUGAGAGACAAUUCCCCAAGUAUUUUGGGAAGGAGGUGGUAGGUGGUAUGAUUGACGCUGAGCCCCGACUGUGGAGACGGCCCCAGAAGGAGGGCUUCGAGGAUCAGAGGAAAAAAGUGCUGCAGUUUGCUGACUGGUGGAAACCCUAUGAUUUAACACAGAGCUAGGGAAUUGUGGGAAAAAGGAAAAUGUUCCGCAGUGUGAAGUCCAUGGAGCUGAAACCAAUCAAAAUAUUACUAAGUUUCGGGGAAAGCAGUCAUGAUAUUACUACUGUACGUCUCAGGGGAACCAGUCAAGUCUCCGAGAGGAUGAAUUUCACAAAUUCCAGGAAAAUGAAGUUGGAGCAGCCAGGAUGUGGAUUUUGAUUGGUGGUUUAUAAUAAGUGACAUUACACUGGACACAGUGCCCUCCUAUAGAGUGUCCAGAAUGAUGAGUCGUAAGAAUCAGGAGUGUACAGAUUUAUGUCCAGGAAUUGGUUACCUGUGCAGGAAUAGAUGAAAACAGCUGGCAUUCACAGGAAACGGAGAUAAAUACUUAUGAGUGUAAAAGAUUGCUGAUUUUUAGCUACAAAUAUGAUUUUCUGAUUAAAUUGUAACUGUUACAAUAAA